This is a messenger RNA of Hydra vulgaris (swiftwater hydra), 1459 nucleotides long. RefSeq lists its product as uncharacterized. Gene Ontology annotation, molecular function: L-amino acid transmembrane transporter activity. Gene Ontology annotation, biological process: amino acid transmembrane transport. NCBI's taxonomy places the organism in Eukaryota, Metazoa, Cnidaria, Hydrozoa, Anthoathecata, Hydridae. Gene Ontology annotation, cellular component: vacuolar membrane. The record is from RefSeq and is a predicted model, not a curated record.
CACUUGCGUGCUAUAAUUUCAAACUUUUUAAAUUUUUAAGUUUUGUAUUUAUUAUAUCAUGAAAAGGUUUUAAGAAAAAUGCAGAAUUUUUUGAACGAUAAAGAUGAUGCUACUGCUCAAAGCAUUGUGAAUGAUAAAGUCGUGGACACUCCUCCUAACAAACGCGGUUUAGGCGUAGCUGCAGCAGUCUUUUUUAUUGUUGGCGACGUUGUUGGAGCUGGUAUUAUAACGUUACCGUAUACUAUGAAAUUGGUAGGAUGGCUGGGCGUUCCGCUUUUUUUUAUUUCAGCUAUGUUAAUGUGUUUAUGCGGAAUCCUUCUUUCAAAAGCUUGUCUUCUAGCGUUUUCUUCAAUACAAAACAGAGAUGCACUUAGAGAUCCUUACCCACAGUUAGCUGAAAAGUCUUAUGGUGUUAUAGCAAAACAUAGCGUUACUCUCAUAUUAAAUUUAUCGCUUGUUUUUACGUGUAUAGUUUUUUUAUUGUUGCUUGGAGAGGUUUUUAGCAAAAUUGCCCCGUUACCUACACAAAUGGUUAACAACAGAAACCAAUUGCGAAUAUGGUUUAUUGUUUGUGGCAUAGUCUUAUUACCUUUAACUUUUCUAGGAACGCCAAAAGAUUUUCCAUUGAUUGGUUUUAUAGCAACAGCAUGUAGUUUUGCAGCAGCUAUUCUAAUUAUGUUGAACUUAGCAAUGACAAGUCAUUCUGUUGGAUACGUAGUGCCUAAAAAAACUUCUGCAAACUUUGAGACAAUAUUGGUUGUAUUUGGUACAAUACAAUUUACUUUUGGGGGAAUAGCCAUUUUUCCAACUAUUCAAAACGACUUACAACAUCCAGAAAAGUUUCCUUAUGCAGUUGUCAUUGGAUACACUAUUGUUUUUUUUAUUUACACUUCAGUUGCAUUGAGUGCGUUUAUUAUUCUUGAUGAGAAAAUUCAUGAAGAUAUUUUGACAACAUUUUCUGAAAUGCCACUUUUUCAUACAUGUGUUUAUUUUCGUGCAUACGUAACCAUUGCUCAAGUUUUGAUUUGUGGUCACGUAUUAUGCGCUUUUAUAAUGCUGGUCAACCCAAUCAACCUACAAAUGGAAGCUCUUUUUGAUGCUCCAUUACACUUUGGUUGGCAAAGACUCGUAAUACGAACAACAAUUGUUAUUGUAAUAGUGACAAUUGCUAUCUUUGUUCCAAAUUUUGGGCCUGUCUUAUCAUUGGCUGGUGGAAGUUUUUUCAGCAUUCUUAGCAUUAUUUUGCCUAUUUUGUUUUACUGCAAGCUGGUUGAUCACCUCAGUUUUUUCAAAGAAAUUUUAUUAGGAAUUAUUAUAAUUAUUUCGGUAGUAGCUGCUGUUGGCAACGGUUACGUUGAAGUAAUAAAUGUAGCCAAAGUUAUUAAGGGGACAUAUACAUAAAAAAUAAAAUGCUCACUAAAAACUUUAAUUAGUUAUGUCGUUUAAAAUGUUUUAUUUA